ACUUAAGUUUCGCCAACUUUUAAAAACAGUAGUACUCUUUUCAUUGACAGUUUUACAGUUUGGUAACUUGUGUUUAUAGCAUGAUAGCAGAAGACCCAACAGUAGCGUACCUUGACGUUAUUGAACACACCUUAGCAGAUUUGUCAGCCAGUUGAACUCGAACCAAAACAAACUCAGAAGGAAAAACAUUUGGCUUAGUCAUCUGACAUCCAAACAGCUAUUUCCCAAAUGCCGCGGCAGCUAAACAAAAGGUGUGAGAAGAAGUAAAUAACUGUCGCUUUCAGAGCUAACUUGGCUUGUAGUGUUAGUUUGCGCUAGCCGUUAGCUAGAAUGCUAACGUUGCUAACAGACGCCGCUGGUACCGUUAGCUAGGUGGGAACGUUAUGCCAGAUGAUCCAGCAGCAGCCGCUGGAAGUAGAAGCUGCUGCUUCUUUUGCCUUAACUAUCAGCCCAGCAGUUUGAGACGGGCCUGCCAGCUAGUCACGUAGCUAGUUUAGCUUAUCUGAGACACUUAAAACUCAUUUUCUACGUUGCCUUUUACUGCCUGGAAUAAUAACUCCAGUAUGGGGAUGUGCUUACCGUGCCUUGGUGGAGCAGCGGACGACGUGGUUGUCACUCCAGAUCCGGAGACAAGGAGGCGACAGUUAGCUGAAGCCGCAGAGAAGAGACAAAAAGAGACAGCAUACAGGGGUGUUAAAAAUCCAGAAGCAGUCGAGAGGAAAAGGAAAAAACAGGAAGAAGUUGAGAAACAGGCGAUGACCACCUCUGUGUCUGGUGGUGGUGGAUUGAAGUGGCAGGUUGGCUGAAAAUCCUGGACGGUAAAGUCUGAACUCUGAUGUCCAAAACUACAUGAAGUAUUGCUGCAAAAGGACUUGAAGAUGUUGGAACUGCUGUCCAUUUUUACCUUUUUCUUGCCUGUUUUUAACAUGUUAUGAGACAGACGGUUACAAUUGUUUGACAUCAUUAAAAUACAUCUGAAGCUGCCCCACACAAAAUACAGAAGUAUUUGCCAAGUUUAUACGAGCCAUGUUUGAACUUUGGACAAGUCAGGGAUGGCACAGUAACUGCAAGCAAACAUACUUUAUGUACUACUUUAUUAGUUUUAUUUGACAGUUGAUUGAGCAUAAUCUUACAGUGAUUUCCAUUAGAUAACACAGGGGCACAUGACUUUGAAGUUCAGUUGUAUAUUAAGACAGAGCUGCCCUCAACAUUUUUGGUUUUCAUAGUUGAGGAUCAGUUUUCACUGUAUAUCCGUUAAUAUCUACAUUAUAUUUUGUGUGAAUUCUCUGAAAAUCCAAGCACCAUGUUGACACUUUAUCACUUUGUUUUGGGCUCUGUUUUUUUGGCAACACAAAGACUAGUGCAAAAAAUGCUUUAACUUGUUGGCUUCCACUAAACUUCUUAUGUGUUUUGCUUGUCACUGCGGUAUUUUGGUGACCAGUAAAAUGCAUCUCACAUGGGAGUAAUAUUGUGGUGAGACUAGACUAGUAUAUGUUUCACAACUCGGUCCGUACAUGGCGUAACAUCACUCGCUAAUUUGGUGAUUGCAUCAGUAAGCACAAACUACACUUGAUAAAAAGCUGGUAAAUAAUUUAAAACACUAAGAUAAAACAACGAACAGGAGCAGCAGUGGAUGUCUAUUGCACUUUAGUCUUUGCCCUGCUUUCAUGGAGCCCUUUUUUUUUUCUUUGCACAUUGGAUUGCAAUUUAUGCAAAACACUGAUGUGAUGGCUGCUUAAUAUAUAUGAGAUAUGAAAUGUAUUUGUGAAUUGCCACAAUACAAUAUGAAGCUUUUGUUAGACACCGAUUUGCACACAGUCUGUCAAUAGUUGGCAAACAGCAAAUAUGCUUGGGAGAUUCAUGUCAGCUACAGUGGAAACAGGAAGAGACUGAAGGAAGAGAAAGACAAACAGAUAGUGAAAUAUUUAUGUUAAUUGAGUGCAUUUCUUACAGCCUUUUCUUGAACCUUAAAUGCUUCCGGUGCCCUUGUCAUUUUGUAGAACAGGAAAUUUAGCCAAUGUUAUUUGCUACAAUAAAUCACAUUUCUGCUA
Amphiprion ocellaris (clown anemonefish) is the source of this 2051-nucleotide messenger RNA. RefSeq names its product small VCP interacting protein (gene svip). Gene Ontology annotation, cellular component: endoplasmic reticulum membrane. Gene Ontology annotation, biological process: negative regulation of VCP-NPL4-UFD1 AAA ATPase complex assembly; negative regulation of retrograde protein transport, ER to cytosol; positive regulation of autophagy. The transcript has 4 exons. NCBI's taxonomy places the organism in Eukaryota, Metazoa, Chordata, Actinopteri, Pomacentridae. Bases 564 to 806 code for a protein of 80 amino acids. The record is from RefSeq and is a predicted model, not a curated record.